AUGGCAUCUGCUCAAGGGCUUGCUUCGUUGACCCAUUCGUUAUUUGCAGUUAAACGGCAGCGUUUUAUGGGUCUCCGUGGUUUCUCAGCGCAAUCCUGUGCUAGGGUUUUUCCUAGAAUCUGCAAGCACCAAAAACCCAACUUCAUCGUUGCGAAGUCGAGUAAAGUUCGAGACUUUAGGCUGUUCAAAUCUGUUGAAUUGGACCAGUUCCUGACUAGCGACGACGAGGAUGAAAUGGGUGAAGGUUUCUUUGAGGCGAUUGAAGAAUUGGAGCGAAUGACAAGGGAACCCUCCGAUGUUCUUGAGGACAUGAACGACCGGUUAUCGGCCAGAGAGUUACAGCUUGUGUUAGUCUACUUUUCUCAGGAGGGUAGGGACUCAUGGUGUGCGCUUGAGGUGUUUGAGUGGCUCCGAAAGGAGAACCGGGUCGAUAAGGAGACGAUGGAUCUUAUGGUUUCCAUAAUGUGUAGUUGGGUCAAGAAAUUGAUUCAGGGCGAGCACGACAUUGGGGAUGUGGUUGACCUUCUUGUGGACAUGGAUUGUGUGGGUUUGAAGCCGAGUUUUAGCAUGAUGGAGAAGGUGAUUUCUUUGUAUUGGGAGAUGGGUGAGAAGGAGAAGGCGGUUCUGUUUGUAAAAGAGGUGUUGAGACGUGGAAUUGUGUAUUCGGAGGACGACGAUACAGAUGGGCAUAAAGGAGGGCCAACUGGCUAUCUUGCUUGGAAGAUGAUGGUUGAGGGCAACUAUAGGGAUUCAGUGAAGUUGGUGAUUCAUCUAAGAGAAUCUGGGUUGAAGCCAGAGGUCUACAGCUACCUCAUUGCAAUGACAGCUGUGGUUAAGGAACUAAAUGAACUUGCUAAAGCUUUGCGCAAGUUGAAAGGUUUUACAAGGGCUGGGCUGAUAGCUGAAUUUGAUACAGAAAAUGUUGGGCUUAUCGAGAAGUAUCAGUCAGAUCUUCUAUCUGAUGGAGUACAGUUGUCCAAUUGGGUGAUUCAGGAGGGAAGUUCUUCACUCCAUGGAGUGGUUCAUGAGAGGCUCCUGGCAAUGUAUAUCUGCUCUGGGCGUGGACUUGAGGCCGAGAGGCAGUUGUGGGAAAUGAAACUUGUUGGUAAAGAGGCUGAUGCGGGACUUUAUGACAUUGUUUUAGCCAUCUGUGCUUCCCAAAAGGAGGCCAGUGCUAUAGGACGGUUGCUUACGAGAACAGAGGUUACCAGCUCUCUGCGUAAAAAGAAAAGCCUAUCAUGGUUGCUAAGAGGGUACAUUAAAGGGGGACAUUUUGAUGAUGCUGCAGAAACAGUAAUAAAAAUGCUUGAUUUGGGUUUGUGCCCAGAGUUUUUAGACAGGGCAGCUGUGCUGCAAGGGCUAAGGAAAAGCAUCCAAGAAUCUGGUGGUGUAGAUACUUACCUCAAACUUUGCAAGCGCCUCUCAGAUGCCAGUUUGAUUGGACCUUGUCUUGUAUAUCUGUUUAUAAGGAAAUAUAAGCUUUGGAUCAUAAAAAUGCUUUAA
Messenger RNA from Prunus armeniaca (apricot), 1503 nucleotides. The record is from the annotation of a GenBank genome assembly. NCBI's taxonomy places the organism in Eukaryota, Viridiplantae, Streptophyta, Magnoliopsida, Rosales, Rosaceae.